GUCUAUAAAUAGUUCAUCAGCAAACAGGCGUAAGGGAAAGGCAUUUUCUUUUCAUUUUCCCUGGCUGCGUCAUAGUGUAAUUUAAAAAUUGAUUGAAAGCACCCCGCGAACAACCACCAACACCAAUCAAGCGACCCAAUCAAUUGUUAUACAGAGAAGGCGGUGGUUACAAUUAAAGGGCGAAUCAGUGGAUAGAAUUUGCUGCUGUUCAUACAUACAUUCUAUCCACCACCAUCCGGUCGGUCGGUCGGUCGUCUUUUGUGUUUUUGAUCUUCUUUUCUGUUUUUGCUCUCCGAUCUGCGAGACUGAAUAUUUGUGACGUAGUAACAUGGCAUUUGUUGUUCGUUUAUGGAUCUGAUCGUUGAUCGUUGUUUUCUUAAAUUCGCGCAUACUAGUCGCAUAAAUUGAAUAAGCAAAUCAAAUCAGCAAAAGAGUGUGUGCGUGUUGUUUUUAUUCGCGGAGAGGAGGUAACCUUGGAUCACAACAGCACAAGAGCCAUUCGACAGCCAGCCGCAACAAGUUAUCAUUUCUACGCUGCCCUCCAUCCCGUUUCAGUCAGUCAGUCAGUCAAGUCUCUGUCUGAAGCUGUAGGAGUAUAUCAAAAAUUCCAUAAUUUUUCCUCACUGUGGUGAUAUAUAGACAUUCUUCGGUGGAAGCAAUGAUAAGAAUAUUUUCCGUGCAUUGCGAAGAACAUACAGAGUAUACCCAUAACCAUUAAGCUAGCUGCGCAGAAUACGUACUGGUUUGAGUUUUAUUAGAAACAAAUGAUCUGAACGUACACUUUCGAUUUCCCUGGCACAUUAAGAAUUUCUGGAGAUCAAACUCACAUCAUCAACAUGAUUCACGUUGGCGAAAACACAUGGAAUCUGCGUGUUUUCAUAACAGACCUACAGGUGGAGAAACAUCUGCGGGUGAGGGGAGACCAGCAUAUAGGUGGCAUUAUGCUGCAGUUGGUCGAUCCUGAGCAGCCCAAGGAUUGGUCUGAUCACGCGCUGUGGUGGCCUGAGAAGAACAUUUGGUUGGCUCGGACACGCUCGACUUUAGAUCAGGUGGGUGUACAAGCCGAUUGCUUGCUACAUUUCACGCCCAUGCAUAAGACGUUACGAGUGCAGCUGCCCGAUUUGCGUUACCUCGAUUGCCGUGUUGACUUUUCAACGAAAACCUUUGCCGCUGUAGUAAGUUUGUGCAAGGACCUUGAUAUACGUCAUCCCGAGGAAUUGUCUUUGUGUAAACCCUUGGAGGCGGAACAUUUGAAGAAGAAUUUCGGCAAAUUUCCUCCCAAAAAAGUACCAAUUAUGGAACCUAAUGGUACGGUAUAUCUUCAGCCUGCUCCAGAUACGAACUCCUUCAUACCCAUGAACUCAGCCUAUAAAGGCGGUAGUAUUGGCAGUUUGGAUAGGACACCGAAUGGAAACCAUCAAUGUUCACCCAUGUCUCCGUAUGGAACUACGCCCAGAAGAGGAAUGAGUUCUGUGCCCGUUACGCCCAGCUCUCCCAGCUGGAAGCAUAGCAGCAAUGGCUAUGCAACCUUCGAUUCAGGCUCUAGUCUAGGAGACUUCCAGGAAAACUUGGCCGCUUCACCACGUUGCCCAAGUCCGGAUGUAAGGGCCCGUAUUUUACGCCCCAAGACAUUAAUCGAAAAGGCUCGCAUGAAUGUGGGCUGGUUGGAUUCAUCGCUCUCAAUUAUGGAACAGGGCAUUCGAGAGUUUGACACUCUGUGUCUGCGCUUCAAAUAUUACACGUUCUUUGAUUUGAAUCCCAAAUACGAUCAGGUACGCAUAAAUCAACUCUAUGAACAAGCUAAAUGGGCGAUUUUAAAUGAAGAAAUAGAUUGCACAGAAGAGGAGAGUUUAAUGUUUGCCGCUCUACAAUUCCAAGUGAAUCAGCAGAAUGAAACAUACCAAGGAUUUAAUUCGCGUUUGGAUUCAUCAAUUGUGGGCAAUGGUGGUAGUGGUGAAGGCGGAACCGAUGACGAUAUUGAUUCAGCCCUUAAUGAGCUACAAAUUUCGCUAGAAGGUGGAAGUACGCAAUCGGACGGUAAUAUAACAAGAAUCCCAGAGCUAACUGACUACUUGCGUUUCUUUAAACCGCGCAAGUUUACAUUGAAGGGUUACAAACGAUAUUUCUUUGCAUACCGAGAUCUACAUUUACAUCUCUACAAGAGUGCCGAAGAAUCUCGACGAGCUGCCCCAGCAAUAACCAUUAAUUUACGAGGUUGCGAAGUCACCCCCGAUAUUGUUUUAUCUCAGGGAAAAUUUGGAAUUCGUUUGGAAGUACCCCCAGAGGGUAGCAAUGGGCCCAACAGUGAAGUUUGGAUACGGUGUGAAAACGAGGACCAGUAUGCCAAAUGGAUGGCCGCCUGCCGCCUGGCAGCCAAAGGGCGUUCCUUGGCAGACAGUUCAUACGACAGUGAAGUUUCCAAUAUAAAAACAUUAUUGAAUUUACAAAAACCAGCACAUGGAGUACCUGUUAACAUUGACCCUCGGUCCAUUGAGACAUUCGAAUAUUUACCACCCAGAAUGUUGCGAAAACUUUCCGGCAAGGCAGCACAUCGCUUACUCGAAGCACACGCAAAUGUUUCCAAAUUGCCCUUAAUCGAUGCCAAAAUGAAGUACAUACAAGCCUGGCAAUCGCUACCCAAUUUCGGCGUAUCCUUUUUUGUCAUCAAAUUCGAUGGACAUAAGAAGGAAGAGCUUUUGGGUGUAGCCUACAAUCGCAUUAUGCGCAUGGAUCUAAACACUGGCGAUCACAUCAAAACCUGGCGUUACAAUCACAUGAAAGCCUGGAAUGUCAACUGGGGCAUUAAGUGCAUGAUGAUCCAAUUUCACGAUGAAAACGUUGUAUUUUCCGUUCUGUCCGCCGAUUGUAAGGUGGUACACGAAUUUAUUGGUGGCUACAUCUUUAUGUCAAUGCGCUCUAAAGAAAAUAAUCAAACGCUGAACGAAGAAAUGUUCCAUAAACUAACAGGUGGCUGGGUAUAAAAUUGGAUAUGGUAAUGGUGUAAAGAAACCCGAUUCCCAAACACACAUACACAAGUAUGUAUUUCUGGGAUCAUGGGUCAUGGAAUAAAAACAUAGUUAAUUUUUAAGUGCCAAGCACAGUAAUUUUUUGCAUCUGAUUUGUGUGUAUGUAUUAACCAAAAUAAACGAUGUAUCAUUCUAAA
This is a messenger RNA of Stomoxys calcitrans (stable fly), 3163 nucleotides long. RefSeq names its product unc-112-related protein. Gene Ontology annotation, cellular component: cell-substrate junction. Gene Ontology annotation, molecular function: integrin binding. Bases 837 to 2981 code for a protein of 714 amino acids. The record is from RefSeq and is a predicted model, not a curated record. Gene Ontology annotation, biological process: cell-matrix adhesion; integrin-mediated signaling pathway. The transcript has 2 exons. Lineage: Eukaryota; Metazoa; Arthropoda; Insecta; Diptera; Muscidae.